Messenger RNA from Trypanosoma grayi, 396 nucleotides. RefSeq lists its product as hypothetical. Gene Ontology annotation, biological process: exocytosis; actin filament polymerization. The record is from RefSeq and is a predicted model, not a curated record. The annotation marks the transcript as partial. Lineage: Eukaryota; Euglenozoa; Kinetoplastea; Trypanosomatida; Trypanosomatidae. The transcript has a single exon. Gene Ontology annotation, cellular component: WASH complex.
AUGAUGUCCUCUCGGGCGAUGGCGCAGUUGCAACGGGAAAGGGAUUUCAUGCGCACCGCAGACAUAGUGAACAAGUUUAUUAUAUCGACUGCGCAGUUUUUGAACCGAUUUGCAGCUCAGUGUGACAAUAAACUACUCGAGACAAGCCGGUCACUUCAGCGCCUUGAGGCCCUCACGGUGCUGCUGGAGAGCAAGCUCAAUAGCAUUGAUGAGGAGUAUGGAGAGGAAAGAGACGCUAUGACCGCUGCUCCUCCCCCCACCGCGGCUCUUGUUAGCGGCAGUUUGGCACCCCCCGCAUUUGCUGAUCGUAACGCCCCGCCACCGAUGCCUGGCCUCGUGGCGGUGCAGAGCAUCAAUCGGCCGCCGCCUCCGCCGCCGCAACGCCACGGGCCACCG